Eriocheir sinensis (Chinese mitten crab) is the source of this 3165-nucleotide messenger RNA. RefSeq lists its product as uncharacterized. Lineage: Eukaryota; Metazoa; Arthropoda; Malacostraca; Decapoda; Varunidae. The record is from RefSeq and is a predicted model, not a curated record. The transcript is spliced from 6 exons. Bases 532 to 2391 code for a protein of 619 amino acids.
UUUUAUUAUGGGAGAUGAAACAGGUGGAGAGUGAGUGUUGAGAUUUUAAGGGUCAUAUAAGACACUUCGCCGCCCAAGAACACAUAUUUGACAAGGCUUUCGUAGGAGUUAUAGGCAUUUCCUGGAGUAGUUUUAUGACCCUGGUGGUAGUCUGACCCUACUUCUGUACCGUGAACCUCAAGAAACACUCACUAUAACCCGGUUGACCCCCUCUUUGACCUCUAGAAAUGGUUGAUGUGAGAAGCAAAACUGUCUUAUAAUACUGAUCUAAGUUUCCUGUUCAGAAGCCCCCAAACAGUAGGUAUGGAGAGCCUGGAUUAGUGUGGAGAAAGAGAGAGAUGUGUUCAAUUCUAUAUACUUCCUUACAUUGCAUCCACACACACUCGCUUAACUCCUCAAUCCUCCAUACCCUUUUCUUCUACCCUUAACCCGUCUGCUGUGAUUGGAACAAAUUUGGCUUUCACUAGUAGCCUGGUAAUAUAUAGUCCCAGGUCUUUCUCUGCCUCUGUGGUGGAUAGUGGAGUGUUUCCCAUGUGGUACUGGUGUGCUGGAUAUCCCUUCACUGGUAGCCUGGUAACAUACACUCCCAGGUCUUUCUCUGCCUCUGUGGUGGAUAGUGGAGUGUUUCCCAUGUGGUAUUGGUGUGCUGGAUAUCCCUUCACUGGUAGCCUGGUAACAUACACUCCCAGGUCUUUCUCUGCCUCUGUGGUGGAUAGUGGAGUGUUUCCCAUGUGGUAUUGGUGUGCUGGAUAUCCCUUCACUGGUAGCCUGGUAACAUACACUCCCAGGUCUUUCUCUGCCUCUGUGGUGGAUAGUGGAGUGUUUCCCAUGUGGUACUGGUGUGCUGGAUAUCCCUUCACUGGUAGCCUGGUAACACAAACUCCCAGGUCUUUCUCUGCCUCUGUGGUGGAUAGUGGAGUGUUUCCCAUGUGGUACUGGUGUGCUGGAUAUCCCUUCACUGGUAGCCUGGUAACACAAACUCCCAUGUCUUUCUCUGCCUCUGUGGUGGAUAGUGGAGUGUUUCCCAUGUGGUAUUGGUGUGCUGGAUAUCCCUUCACUGGUAGCCUGGUAACAUACACUCCCAGGUCUUUCUCUGCCUCUGUGGUGGAUAGUGGAGUGUUUCCCAUGUGGUAUUGGUGUGCUGGAUAUCCCUUCACUGGUAGCCUGGUAACAUACACUCCCAGGUCUUUCUCUGCCUCUGUGGUGGAUAGUGGAGUGUUUCCCAUGUGGUACUGGUGUGCUGGAUAUCCCUUCACUGGUAGCCUGGUAACACAAACUCCCAGGUCUUUCUCUGCCUCUGUGGUGGAUAGUGGAGUGUUUCCCAUGUGGUAUUGGUGUGCUGGAUAUCCCUUCACUGGUAGCCUGGUAACAUACACUCCCAGGUCUUUCUCUGCCUCUGUGGUGGAUAGUGGAGUGUUUCCCAUGUGGUAUUGGUGUGCUGGAUAUCCCUUCACUGGUAGCCUGGUAACAUACACUCCCAGGUCUUUCUCUGCCUCUGUGGUGGAUAGUGGAGUGUUUCCCAUGUGGUAUUGGUGUGCUGGAUAUCCCUUCACUGGUAGCCUGGUAACAUACACUCCCAGGUCUUUCUCUGCCUCUGUGGUGGAUAGUGGAGUGUUUCCCAUGUGGUAUUGGUGUGCUGGAUAUCCCUUCACUGGUAGCCUGGUAACAUACACUCCCAGGUCUUUCUCUGCCUCUGUGGUGGAUAGUGGAGUCUUUCCCAUGUGGUAUUGGUGUGCUGGAUAUCCCCUCACUGGUAGCCUGGUAACAUACACUCCCAGGUCUUUCUCUGCCUCUGUGGUGGAUAGUGGAGUGUUUCCCAUGUGGUAUUGGUGUGCUGGAUAUCCCUUCACUGGUAGCCUGGUAACACAAACUCCCAUGUCUUUCUCUGCCUCUGUGGUGGAUAGUGGAGUGUUUCCCAAGUGGUAUUGGUGUGCUGGAUAUCCCUUCACUGGUAGCCCGGUAACAUACACUCCCAGGUCUUUCUCUGCCUCUGUGGUGGAUAGUGGAGUGUUUCCCAUGUGGUAUUGGUGUGCUGGAUAUCCCUUCACUGGUAGCCCGGUAACAUACACUCCCAGGUCUUUCUCUGCCUCUGUGGUGGAUAGUGGAGUGUUUCCCAUGUGGUAUUGGUGUGCUGGAUAUCCCUUCACUGGUAGCCUGGUAACAUACACUCCCAGGUCUUUCACUGCCUCUGUGGUGGAUAGUGGAGUGUUUCCCAUGUGGUAUUGGUGUGCUGGAUAUCCCCUCCCAAGGUGCAGGACUUUUCAUUUUUCUUCAUUGAAUUGUAGCGACCACUUUUUGAUCCAUUUCUGUAGCUUGGUGAUGUCUUCUUGUUGGAAAUCCGCAGUCAAGUGGUUAAAUACACUUCUAGACACACACUUUUAUCAUUAUUAGUGUUUGUGAGCGAGAGCAAGUGGGCCAGUGAGUAUGUUAGUAAGAUACCUUGCAAAAGAGGGUCAGCAUAGUAAAUUAAAUAUAAAAUAACUCAAUGAUGGAACUGUAAAAAUAUCCCUAAUAACCUCUCCCUGCACCAUUACGUCACCUGAUAAUGGUAUAGGGUAUCAGUUUAAUAAGAUACACCUCACCUGCACCACCUUGCUAAUCCGAGUCUGUGCGCCUUGAUAAACAUAACCUGCUUGCCUGAGGUGAUAAUCUGCCUGUCUGUCUGUGUGUGUGUGUGUGUGUGUGUGUGUGUGUGUGGUGGGAGAUGACAGCGUAUGGUGCACGAAGGAGGAGAAAAAUGUUAUCUCUGUACAUAUGAAACUUGCUUAAUGUACGUUUUUUUUUACGGGAAACUUGCUUAAUGUACGUUUUUUUUUACGGGAAACUUGCUUAAUGUACGUUUUUUUUACGGGAAACUUGCUUAAUGUACGUUUUUUUUACGGGAAACUUGCUUAAUGUAUGUUUUUUUUACGGGAAACUUGCUUAAUGUACGUUUUUUUUUACGGGAAACUUGCUUAAUGUACGUUUUUUUUUACGGGAAACUUGCUUAAUGUACGUUUUUUUUUACGGGAAAGGAAGGUUAAAAAAGAAAAGUAUAAAAAUAGGUGUUGGGACGAGGAAGAAGAAGUAGAAGUAGAAGAAAAAAAGAAGAAGAAAAAGGUUAGGAAGAAGAGGAAGAAGUAAAAUAUGAAAAGAAGACAGAGAAGAAAAAGUAGAAAGAAGUAG